UUCUUUGUGUUUGAUGUGGCUUCUUUUUUUUUUUUUGGCUGAGAUGGAUGCUGAGAUGUCUCUUGGCCCCACCACCACUUCCUCCGCCGCUUCCAUAGCACUCUUCAGGUCCAGAUCCGACAAAUUGAAUUUGGAUCCUAGGGUUGAUCCUCAUCGGGAUUCUUACGAGGAGCCAUUGUCGUCUCCAUCCUCCUCUUGGUUCUCAACGAUCUUCUCCGGACGCCGGAAAAAGCAACAAUCGAGAAUGUUCUACAUGGACAUGGAGGAACUAGCUGUUGGCGAACGGAGAUCUUGUAGGGUGGUCGAUCGGGGAAUGUCGCCUGUUAGGAGUGAGAAUACCAAGGACGAGGGCGUGAUCGAGCGACGUAUGGGAGCUCGCAGGAGGUGUCACCUCAGUGACGGUGGCGGAGGACACCAGUGCCUUGCCGACGAGGGAAGGCGGCUCGUGAGCAGGGCAGAAACGUGUCCAAAUUGGCGUUCUGUAUGAGUCCUCGGGUGAGGGCGAGCCCGAACCGGCACUAGAACUAGAAGGGAGGAUUGCCGCCAGAGAUAGCAUUUAUCGGCGAGAUUCUAGCUCCCGUAAAGCCAUGCUUGGCUGCAGUGGCGCCGUUUUGCAAGAAUUGAUCCAGAAAACUUGCUGAUUUUGGCAUAGUACAUCGCAGCCGUUGAGAAUUGGUGAUAAAGAUCUGACCGGAAA
Rubroshorea leprosula is the source of this 697-nucleotide messenger RNA. Lineage: Eukaryota; Viridiplantae; Streptophyta; Magnoliopsida; Malvales; Dipterocarpaceae. The record is from the annotation of a GenBank genome assembly.